UGCCACCACUAAAACGCCUACGCUUUUUUUUUUUAGAAAAUAUUGUUGGAAUUACAUAUUUAAAGGGAAUUGUUUAUUCUCACAUCGUUGGGAAAAAGGCUCGAGUAGCAAAAGCCGGGUGCGAUGGACAUCGAACUGAGUCUGGACGAGAUUAUAGAGCGCAAACGCGGACACGGCGGGCGGCCCAUAGACAAGAAGUUCAAUGCGAACUUCACCAAGCCGCGGCGGGUGCUCAACAAGCCCGCCUUCAAGGCCACCGGCACAGGAGGCUCCCUGUCGGAUCCGCCGGCACAGCGCUCCUUCGACGCCCGGAACAAGAUCAUCCAGAAGACACGUGCCAAGAUAGCGGAUGCCCGCGAUCUCCUCAACCAGAGCAUGCGCGACUCGGGCAUCGAUGCCCGCCAGUUGCUGCUAGAGCGGAAAAAGGGUCGCCCACUGGGCCCGACCGCCACUACCGACGGAGAGGCACUGAAGCCGUCACGCCACGCCCGCGCAUCCGGGGUGCACCAGGGUCACUUUGGUCAGCGCACCAUCACCAUGUCGAACCGCCCGGGCGGCACCAUACAGACGGAAUGGGACUCUGAUGAGGAGCUCGUAGGUCUGGGCGGUGGUGGCCAUGGUGGCCAUGGUGGUGGCAGAUUGGCAGGCAUGCGUCGAUCCUUCCCCCCCAGAUCGAACCAGCCGGGCAAGCCCUUCGCUCCGCGUGGCUACAUUGACCAUGACAAUAUGCAGGAACUAGAGGAUGAGGAGAUCACGCGCACCCUGCACUUUGGCAACUUUACCGGCCAGCAGCCGCCGCCGCGCUACACCUUUGGGGGCUUCGACUUGAAUCGCGACGACGACGUGGAGAUGUCCACGGCUCCGCUUAAGAACAAUAUAGCCAGCGACCCGUUUGCCAUUUACGAGGUGGCCCGCAAUCGAAUCGAGCGACCAUCGCUGCCGACCCCACUGGUUGUCGGACACACGGAUACCAGCGAAAAGCUCUUUGAGCGCCGUCAACGGAACAUGGUGAACACCACCAAUCUGCCGGAAUCGCUGCGCGCUCGUCUGUUUGGCGGUGAGCCGGAUCGUCGCGUAUCCCAUGGUAUUUAUGCCAACGAGAACAGGGGAAAGGGUGGUGGUGGUGGGGCUCCAUCGAUGGCCCAUCCGAUGGGAUUGCACCGUUCGCCACCAACACUGCCGCUGGGAUCGUCGAACACCAAGGGCGGAUAUCGCUUGUUGGUGAGCAAUCUGCAUGCUAACGUGACUACCGCGGAUAUCCGCGAGCUCUUCAGCGACAUUGGACCGAUGUACGAUGCCCAUGUGGUGCGCCCGGGCACUGCCGAGGUAAUUUACAAGUCCUUGGAACAUGCCGAGAUGGCCGUCGACGCUUACCAUCAUCGCGAGUUCGAUGACCAGCCCAUGCACUGUGUGCUGGUCAAUCCGCACUCCUCCCACCGGUCGGCACACCCCGCCAGCUCUCGCACUGUGACUACCAACUCGUCCGGCGUGGAGGUGGACAUCGAUGCCCUCCAUUCGGUACUCUUCCGGGACCGCUAGGUAUGGCCAGCGGACUGACGCAUCUAGGCAAUUUUCCAGCUACUCUAGACAUGGUGCAUCCUUCGCAUCCUACUCUAUUCAUCAUCUAGUAUUAAGCCCAACAAUGUACACCACUUAAUUCUUAGGCGCGCUUGUCUAAUACGAAUCGAUCCACCCGGCGUUGGUUCAGUAAACUAGACAAGUUUUAACCAUGCGUUUUUUUUUGGCAUAGACCUUGAAUAUAUAUGAAUAGAAAAGAAUCCUUAAAAUUUAA
Drosophila subpulchrella is the source of this 1792-nucleotide messenger RNA. RefSeq lists its product as uncharacterized. The record is from RefSeq and is a predicted model, not a curated record. Bases 124 to 1539 code for a protein of 471 amino acids. Gene Ontology annotation, molecular function: mRNA binding. The transcript has 4 exons. NCBI's taxonomy places the organism in Eukaryota, Metazoa, Arthropoda, Insecta, Diptera, Drosophilidae. Gene Ontology annotation, cellular component: nucleus. Gene Ontology annotation, biological process: mRNA export from nucleus.